CCUCUCUAACCACCGCCUCUUUCUCCAACUGCACUGGGACAGAUUUAUGCCUCAGCUUUUUUUAUUUAUGAACACCAGUCCACCCUCCGCCUUCAGGACGGUGUGACCGCGUCAAUGAAGUGUGAAGACGACAUGGGAAGGACCGUGUACCCGAGAUGACCGAGGAUUUGGUCCGAAUAAUCUUUUUGUCGCCAGAGAGGGAAACUUAAAACAAGGCUUGUUUUUGGACUUCCACCUCCCCUCCUCUCUCCCCGUAGGAUUUGAUUCAAAGGCGAAAACCAAGAUGGCCGCCGACUCCGUGCAGGGGGAUUCCAGGGGCCAGCUGGUGGCGGAGCGUCUAGGUCUGGGACACAACCUGGACCUGUCCGACACCAUGGUUCAGCAGAAGCUGGACGAGAUAAAGGAGCAGAUUCGCCGCGAGAUCCGCAAAGAGCUGAAGAUCAAAGAAGGAGCCGAGAACCUGCGCAAGGUCACCACAGACAAGAAGAGCCUGGCUUAUGUCGACAACAUGCUGAAGAAAUCCAACAAGAAGGUAGAGGAGCUUCACCAGGAGCUGCAGGAGCUCAACGCCCACAUCGUGGUCAAAGACCCCGAGGAACUGCUAGAUUGCCCUCUGACCCCAGAUACCCCUAACAGCGAGGCGAGGAUGUGCAGCAGCAGCCGCCUGGCCGCCCUGAAAAGACAGAAUGACAUUGAGCUCAAGGUCAAACAGGGAGCUGAGAACAUGAUCCAUAUGUACUCCAACGGGCCCUCUAAGGACCGUAAGUUGCUAGCGAUGGCGCAGCAGAUGCUUCAGGACAGCAAGACGAAGAUCGAGUUCAUCAGGAUGCAGAUCCUCAAGUCCAGCCAGGCCAGCGAGAUGAGCUUCGAGAACAACGAUGUGAUGGACAAGCCCAUCAUCAGCCCGCUGGACCUCCGGGUGGAGGAGCUGUGUCACCACGCCAAGAUCGAGUCGGCUGUAGCAGAGGGGGCCAAGAACGUCAUGAAACUGCUGGGCACAGGGAAAGUCACAGAAAAGAGAGCGCAUUCAGAGGCCCAGGCUCGUUUUAAUGAGUCCAGUCAAAAGCUGGACCUCCUGCGAUACUCCUUGGAGCAACGCCUCAUGGAGCUGCCUAAAAACCACCCUCGCAGCAGCAGCAUCAUGGAGGAGCUGUCCCUGCUGUCCUCUCCUGUCCUCAGUCCCAGAUCCAGCAUCAUCUCCACACAGAACCAGUACAGCACUGUGACCAAGCCCGCAGCACUCACAGGCACGUUAGACGUCAGGCUCAUGGGCUGUCAGGACCUUCUGGAAAAUGUCCCGGGCCGUUCCAAAGCAGCUUCUGUCCCUCUGCCGGGCUGGAGCCCCAGCGAGACACGCUCCUCCUUCAUCAGCCGAGCAAACCGCAACCGCAGCGUGAGCUCCCGGAACCUAACGAAGAGCGAGGAGCUCUCCAAUGAGAUCAGCGCAGUGCUGAAGCUGGACAACACGGUAGUCGGCCAGACGAGCUGGAAGUCAGUCAGUAACCAGGCCUGGGACCAGAAGUUUACAUUGGAGCUGGACCGGUCUCGUGAGCUGGAGAUCUCGGUGUACUGGAGGGACUGGCGCUCGCUCUGCGCCGUCAAGUUCCUGAGACUCGAGGACUUCCUGGACAACCAGCGUCACGGGAUGUGUCUGUACCUGGAGCCACAGGGGAUGCUGUUUGCUGAGGUUACAUUUUUCAAUCCUGUCAUCGAGAGACGACCAAAGCUACAAAGACAAAAGAAAAUUUUCUCGAAACAGCAAGGUAUAACCUUCCUGCGGGCCCCUCAGAUGAACAUCAACAUCGCCACCUGGGGCCGCCUGGUGAGGAGAGCCAUACCCACCGUCAGCACCAACUCCUUCAGCCCGCAGGCGGUUGAGACCGGGACCGGCAGCGUGCCGGGCUCCCCCACACCCUGCAGUGACCCGCUGGUGACCAAGCUGGACUUUGACAAAGAGCCCACCCCAGGAACCAAACACUACCCCGCACCUGACGACCUUCGAGAACCUCUGGUGCAGGACAAGAUGCCCGACAAGGAGGAAGUGCAGGACGCCCUGGCCUCCUUUGACUUCCUGAACAAGAGGAACAGCAUGGCUCUGAAGCCGGAGCUGGACAGGGUGGUGGAGCAGGUGAUGCAGCACCCGGAGCUGGAGCUCAUCGCCCUGCAGAAGGACACAGAGAUAAGGGAAGAAGAGCAGUUCCACUUCAGUCUCCAAGACUUCAAAUGUGUGGCAGUCCUUGGACGUGGUCACUUUGGAAAGGUGUUGUUAGCAGAAUAUAAGAGCACAGGAGAGAUGUUCGCCAUCAAAGCUCUGAAGAAAGGAGACAUUGUGGCGCGAGAUGAGGUGGACAGUCUCAUGUGUGAGAAGAGGAUCUUUGAGGCGGUGAACAGCGUGCGCCACCCCUUCCUCGUCAACCUGUUUGCGUGUUUCCAGACGCAGGAGCACGUGUGUUUCGUCAUGGAGUACGCAGCUGGGGGGGACCUGAUGAUGCACAUCCACGCUGAUGUGUUCUCCGAGCCCAGGGCCAUAUUCUACGCAGCCUGUGUGGUGUUGGGGUUACAGUUUCUUCACGACCAUAAGAUAGUGUACAGAGAUCUGAAGCUGGACAACCUGCUGCUGGACACGGAGGGCUACGUAAAGAUCGCUGACUUUGGUCUUUGUAAAGAAGGAAUGGGCUUCAAGGACCGCACCAGCACGUUCUGCGGGACGCCGGAGUUCUUGGCCCCGGAGGUUCUGACUGAGACGUCGUACACCCGCGCCGUGGACUGGUGGGGGCUCGGAGUGCUCAUCUUUGAGAUGCUGGUCGGGGAGUCGCCGUUCCCCGGUGACGAUGAGGAGGAGGUGUUCGACAGCAUCGUCAACGAUGAAGUCCGCUACCCACGGUUCCUCUCCACUGAGGCCAUCUCCAUCAUGAGGAGGCUCUUGAGAAGAAGUCCAGAGCGACGGCUGGGAGCCGGGGAGAGGGACGCAGAGGAGGUUAAGAAACAUCUAUUCUUCAGGAACAUGGAUUGGAACGGGCUGUUAGCGAAGAAGGUGAAGCCCCCGUUCGUGCCGACCAUCCAGGGCACCAACGACGUCAGCAACUUCGACGACGAGUUUACCUCGGAGGCCCCCAUCCUGACCCCGCCCCGGGAGCCCCGGCCGCUCAACUCGGACGAGCAGAACAUGUUCUCUGACUUUGAUUACAUCGCCGACUGGUGUUAGCUCCACCGGACCCCAUAAACCACAAACACUGUGAACACACCAACGCAGCGAGGACUGUAGCUCACAUCAUCUUUAAAAAAGUGUUCCUCGUCCAAAACGUCGAGGAGGAGCUGCGAGCUUUCGGGCAAGAACUCUGUGCCAUUGAGAAGAAGCUCCACAUGUUUUUUAAUCCACAUGAAGAACUUUUUUUUUAUUAAGAAAACAAGAGAAACUCUGUUGUCGGAGAGUGAAGGAGGAGGGAUGCUUCGUCCUCCUGCGCAUGUCUUCGUGUCCAUUGUCUGACCACUGAGAAUGUUUUUCAUAUGAACUCCGAGGAGACGGCAUCACAAUCAUGUUAUCCAGUGUCGCUGUCGUCAGUUAUUUUGGAUCUGUACAGAUUAUAUUCAGUCAUAUAUAUUUUAUGGUCGUGUUAUGUUCCUCUUCUUUACUUGCAAAGCCCUCACCAUCAUUUAAGUACGUUUUAUUUCAAAAGUUCACAUUUCUGCCGGCUGUUCAGUGGAUUUAAAGUGCUCAAAGCAUUCUCACUGAGCUACACACAUCCUGACUACUACUGCUGCUUCCUCACUUGAAAUCAAAGGAACAGUCUUUACACUACAUUUCCUUUUUGUCCUGGAACCGGUCUCUGUCCAAAAUCAGUUCUCUUGUUUGUUUAGAUUCCUUUUCUGCAAAACCCACAUAACAAAUUCUAUUCAGUUAAAAACAGCAGUGUAACGUGCUACUUCAUACUAAUAACCAACACUUGGUUUUAUUUGUUAAAUUCAAAUGAAUAAAAAAAAUUAGGACUUUAGAAGAAGCGUUUGUUGAGAAGAGCUUAUGCUAAAGAUUAUUCUGUCUGUUUCUGCUGCCUCCUAGUGGCUCAAUAGACAUCCAACUAAUAUUCAUUCAUAUUUUCUUCUGGCGAGAGUUUAGUUGUAUUUCAAUCUUUUUUUAUUUAAUUUUUCCUGAAUGAACAGCUGGUUGUAAAGAUCCUGACAGCAUUUUCUUGUUACCUCAGUCAAAGUGAAAGCACUAAAGUGAGUCGCUCAGUUAAAAGCUAACAAAACCAAAUGCGUCCUGUCCCUCUUGAAGCAGAAGACAAACUCCUCAUGGGUAAAGAAAACCUCUGAUGAUGAACCCAACGACAGAUGAAGCGAAGACAAUGGUGGAGUUGUUUUUCUGGGAACUUUAUAAACUGUUUCUGUGGACAUGCCAUUGAAAUGCUCCCACAGUGGAACCAGCUGGUGACUUGUUGCAUGUUCCAUAUAAGCAGAGGCCUGUUGAUAUGAAUCAAUACAGGGGAGGGCAGGUAUAUUAUAUAUACAUACUGUAUGUACACAAUUAAGCUGAGAGCACUAAUUUUAUCAAUAGUUUUUAAUUAUCUACGUUUCUUAAUGAAAAUAGAUUGUACAAAGUUUUUUUGUAUUCUUCGCUUGUGCAUGUUGCCAGAACAGAUGAAAAAGGUUAUGGAUGGUACACCAAUACUCAUGUCACAACUGCUCACCCUGGUGUAUAAAAAGAGGAAGUUGUUUCUGCAGUCGUUGCCCAUCAUGAUGCACAAAUUAAACAUUUGUAAUAGUGGA
This is a messenger RNA of Trematomus bernacchii (emerald rockcod), 4764 nucleotides long. It is a transcript of the gene pkn2, whose product is annotated as protein kinase N2. Gene Ontology annotation, molecular function: ATP binding; protein serine/threonine kinase activity; small GTPase binding. The transcript has 23 exons. The record is from RefSeq and is a predicted model, not a curated record. Lineage: Eukaryota; Metazoa; Chordata; Actinopteri; Perciformes; Nototheniidae. Bases 284 to 3205 code for a protein of 973 amino acids. Gene Ontology annotation, biological process: protein phosphorylation; signal transduction.